Molecule: messenger RNA, 1390 nt
Organism: Pseudoliparis swirei
Lineage: Eukaryota; Metazoa; Chordata; Actinopteri; Perciformes; Liparidae
Gene: diaph1
Product: protein diaphanous homolog 1
Exons: 12
Coding region: 23-1294 (423 amino acids)
Biological process (GO): actin filament polymerization
Cellular component (GO): actin filament; cytoplasm
Molecular function (GO): actin binding; microtubule binding
Source: RefSeq, a predicted model, not a curated record
UCAAGUGUCAGUAACGGUGGUCAUGAAGCAGCUGCAAGCAGCCAAAAAGGAGCAGGAUGGCGGAGACGACAAGAAGCUGCUACAGAAGAAGAAGGUUAAGGAGCUGAAGAUUCUUGACUCCAAGUGCGCACAGAACCUUUCCAUUUUCCUGGGAUCGUUCCGUAUCCCUUACGAGGAGAUCAAGGACGCCGUCCUGGAGGUCAAUGAGAAGGUCCUCACCGAGUCCAUAGUUCAGAGUCUCAUCAAACUACUUCCAGUGCAAGAGCAGCUGAGUGUCCUGGGAGAGAUGAAGGAUGACUAUAAUGACCUGGCAGAGUCCGAGCAGUUUGGAGUAGUGAUGUCCAGUGUGAAGCGGCUGAUGCUGCGACUUCAGGCCACCCUGUUCAAGCUGCAGUUUGAGGAGCAGCUGAGCAACAUCAAGCCCGAUGUGGUGUCUGUGACAGCCGCCUGCGAGGAGCUCAGUAAAAGCCAGACCUUCAGCAAGCUACUAGAGAUCACCCUCCUUGUCGGGAACUAUCUGAAUGCUGGCUCCCGCAAUGGGAAGGCAUUCGGCUUCUCCAUAUCAUACCUGUGCAAGCUGCGUGACACCAAAUCGGCUGAUCUGAAGCAGACGCUGCUCCAUUUCCUAGCUGACGUGUGCCAGGAGCAAUAUCCUGAGGUCAUGAGCUUUGUCGACGAGCUGAUCCAUGUGGAGAAGGCCAGCAGAGUUUCUGCAGAGACCCUUCAGAAGAACCUUGACAUGAUGGGCCGACAGAUCAAGAACCUAGAAAAAGAUCUGGAAACCUUCCCCCCUCCACAGAAUGACAAAGACCAGUUUGUGGAGAAGAUGUCUAGUUUUGUGGGUACCGCCCAUGAGCAGUAUGAGAAGCUGGACCUGCUGCAUAAGAAUAUGGAGAAGCAUUAUAGCGACCUGGGAGUGUACUUUGUCUUCGACCCGAGAAAAAUCUCCGUGGAGGAAUUCUUUGGAGACAUCAACACCUUUAAAAACAUGUUCCAGCAAGCAGUAAAGGAGAAUCAGAAAAGGAAGGAGACUGAAGAGAAGAUCAAGAGGGCCAAGCUGGCUAGGGAAAAGGCCGAGAAGGAGAAAGAGGAGAAACUCAAGAAGAACCAGCUCCUUGACAUCAACGCAGAGGGUGAUGAAACUGGUAUCAUGGAUGGCCUGUUGGAGGCGCUGCAGUCCGGCGCUGCUUUCAGGAGAAAGAGAGGACCCCGGCAAGCAGACUCAACUGUGUCUUUGUCACAGCUGGUUCUGGAGACCUUUUCGCCAACCAGCGACGAGCUGGCCACGCAUUGACCAACAUCCUGGCCAAAGAGCUGAUGCAGGACGACACGCCCCCAUCCAGCAAACAGCCCGCGAAGAAGUUAAAGUUAGAGGAGAAGGAGGAGCCUA